AUGCAGACGAAGGCCCACAAUGACACGAUCCUCGCGGCGACCUAUGCGAGACAGUGUUAUGGUCAGGACGCUGCUCUGAACAAGUUGCGCUGCAGCAUGUACACCAAGCGAUCCAUCGCUUGGACUGCCUCGGAAGUCGAUUACCCUUUCGCCGGUUCCAUCUGCUCUGCCCCCCUUGCGCUUCAACUGGAUUCUGAAAUCAUCGACUCACAUAUGGAUCUGGGUAUGAACACCCCCGAUUCUGCACGCGUCGGCUUCCGAAAGGUCACCACUUGCUCACCCCUGAAAGUCACCCCUGAAUACGGAUCGGUCGUUACGUCGACUGGUACUGAUCGCUUGGGUGUCGAAGAUGACAGGAUCCGAGAGUAUCAGUAUGGCACAUACUCUAGUACGGGUCUGGGCAAGAAUGUUACCUACAUGUACAAUCAGCACGCCUACAUUGAUGGAUUUGGCUAUGACUCGUGCAACCGAAGCGUCCCUCGAAUCGGCUUUCUGGGAGUCCAUCCCCAACUCGUCCAAACCUCGGCCGACCUGACCCUAAUCUUCCUCGCCCCAAACGCCAUCAAAUACUCCUACCCCGACAACACCCCCUUCUUCAGCGCAAACUACUAUGCCGAUCUCGGCUCAUUCAACGGCGUCAACCUCUCCUAUUGCUCCGCAGACGAAUACGUCAACACCAAGGCCUGCCAAGACCAAUACCAAUACUGCAACGGCGAAUCCCUCGACAGAUGCACCCGGCUGACUGCCUACCAACAAGCGUACGCCGCCAUCUUCAACUCCACCACUCUGGACUUCAACGCCGUGCAGGAAAGCGUAGCAGCACGCAUCAUCCUCAACACCCGCACGCUCAGCAUGUACCACAGUAUCGGCGGGCGAGGGGUGCAGGCGCUGCGCGUCUCGGAAACCAUCCAGGAGCGCAACCAAAUGGUGCACAUCCCGCACAGCCAGUGGCAGGCCGCAGUCGCCAGCUGGCUCGGCGUCAGCAUGGCGCGCCUGCAGCGCUCCGCUGUCGAAUACGCAGCCCCGAGCCUCCGCAAGUCCGAGUACCCUGCAGGCGCACACCCGGGGAAACUUGACACGCCCAUCUCGCGCGCGAUGUGCUACAGCCAGAAGGUCGGGUUGGUGGGCGACACGAUCUCGUUCUCCGUGCUGGGGCUCGUGAUCAUCCUCACGGUCGGCAGCGCUGCGAUCCUGCUGUAUCUGGUGCUCGAGCUGUGCGUGGCGUGGUUCCGGCACCGCCAGGACGGAGGUAGCUACCGUCGCGUGCGGUGGGUCAUGGACGAGAAGAUGCAGGUCCAGCGCAUGAUGUUCGAGGAGGCCGGCAUGGGCGGCACGUGGACGAACCUCGCUGGCGCGGUGCCCGUCACGCAGACGAAAGAGGUCUUCGCAGCUCUCCGUCAUGUUGAUCCUGCGCAUCCGCGCCUCGGGAGGCAGUGGACCCGUCUUGGAGAGGGAGACGGCCGCGCACAGCAGCAGGUGUAUCUCAUCGACAAGACUGCAGGUGCGCAGCAGCCAACGGGAAAUGCCAACCCGUAUGUCUCGCCCAUCGGAGAAUACAUCCCUGUCCUCGGCACUGCGACCGCUGUGCCCAUGCCCACUACACCACCAUACCCGAGUGACAAGCACGGCGGUGGCGGCCAGCAGACAUCCCAGGUCUACCAGAAACAGGUCUACCACGCGCUCACGCCGCGGGGGGCACUCUCCCGCGGGAAGUUUCGAUGGCAAUGGCAAUGGCAAUGCGAUCGCGCAUCCGAACGCCUAUUAAGAGGUUUAUUGGUCUUACAUUGUGCGCGCUGUUGGUGUAAGCCGGAGGCAUUUGGAUCAUAA
Messenger RNA from Exophiala aquamarina CBS 119918, 1827 nucleotides. RefSeq lists its product as uncharacterized. The coding region runs from base 1 to 1827 and encodes 608 amino acids. NCBI's taxonomy places the organism in Eukaryota, Fungi, Ascomycota, Eurotiomycetes, Chaetothyriales, Herpotrichiellaceae. The transcript has 2 exons. The record is from RefSeq and is a predicted model, not a curated record.